AUGUCUCAAUUCUCUAACAUCACCGAAGAUCAGCUCCAGCUUCUAACUAAGAAAGGUGUGAUGCCGUAUGACUAUAUCGAUUCGUUUCAACGCUUCAAUGAGACGCAGCUACCACCAAUUGAUGCUUUCUUCAACAAACUGAACGAAAAACCCUGUCCACGCAGACAUUAUCUGAAAGCCAAUGUUGUGUGGAAUGAGUUCAAUUGUCAAGACUUGGGACAAUAUGUAGACAUCUACAUGAAGACUGACAUCAUGUUGUUGACCGAUGUUUUCGAAAAAUUCCGAACCAGCUGCCUCAGAACUUACAAUCUUGACCCUGCACACUAUUACACCCUACCAGGAUUCACUUGGGAUGCUAUGCUGUAUAAAACCGGCCAAGAACUGAAGCUGCUUGCGAAUGUAGAUAUGUUUCUGUUUGUUGAACGAGGAAUUCGUGGAGGUUUCAGCCAAAUUUGUUCGAAAACGAAGAGCUAG
This is a messenger RNA of Phaedon cochleariae (mustard beetle), 474 nucleotides long. Lineage: Eukaryota; Metazoa; Arthropoda; Insecta; Coleoptera; Chrysomelidae. The record is from the annotation of a GenBank genome assembly.